This is a messenger RNA of Vollenhovia emeryi, 921 nucleotides long. Its product is annotated as tigger transposable element-derived protein 6-like. The coding region runs from base 1 to 723 and encodes 240 amino acids. Gene Ontology annotation, molecular function: DNA binding. The transcript has a single exon. The record is from RefSeq and is a predicted model, not a curated record. Gene Ontology annotation, cellular component: nucleus. Lineage: Eukaryota; Metazoa; Arthropoda; Insecta; Hymenoptera; Formicidae.
AUGGACGAGACUGGAAUAUUUUUUAAACUUUAUCCAGAUCGUACUUUAAGCUUCAAGGGUAACAAGUGCCAUGGCGGUAAUAAGAGCAAGCAGAGAAUAACGGCUGUUUUUGUUUGCAAUUCUGAUGGUAGCGAAAAAUUGCCUGCUUGGAUUAUAAGAAAAUCAAAACAACCUCGUUGUUUUAAACAUAUUAAUUUGUCGAUUUUAACUUGUCAAUAUACACACCAUCAGAAUUCUUGGAUAGAUGCCGUAGCAUUUCGUAAAUGGCUAUUAAAAUUCAAUAGCAGUAUGGCGUCUCAAAAUAGACAUAUUUUAUUGACUUUAGAUAAUUGCACUGCUCAUAAUGUGAAUAAUAUGGAACUAUCAAAUAUAACAACACAAUUUUUUCCUGCCAAUACUACAAGCCGUCUUCAACCUUUGGAUCAAGGCAUUAUCGCUUUAAUUAAAAAAGAUUAUCGUAAACGACUAGUACGUGCUGCAAUUCAAGCUAUCGAAAGUCAGCAAAAAGUGUGUCAGUGGAAUAUUUUAAAUGCUAUACGAGCUAUUAUAUUAGCCUGGAACUCAGUUUCUGCAGAAAGCAUACAAAAAUGUUUUACAAAAGCAUGGUCUCGAUCAGGCAUCGAUCAGUCUCCUUUGUUGGAAGUUGUUACCGACGAGAAUCCCUGUGCAGAGUGGGAAUAUUUAAAAUCAAUUGAUAUAAAUGCGAAGGUAAGAAAAGAAUAAGUUAUAAUAAUAAUUAAUACAUAACACACAUAUAUGUAAAUUGUAUAAAUAUCUAUUCAGGAUUACUGUACAUUCAAUGAAUUUGUUGAAAUCGAUGAUGAUAUUGCCAUAUGUAAUGAACAAGGUGAACAUUCCAGACUUAUCUGAUGAACAAGAAGAAGAACAAGAAGAAGAGAUAGAAAAACCUAGUCGUUCUGC